ACUAAGAUACUCAGUUCCAAGUUUGGAGCUUUUAGCUGCCAGCCCUGGCCCAUCAUGUAGCUGCAGCACAGCCUUCCCUAACGUUGCAACUGGGGGAAAAAAUCACUUUCCAGUCUGUUUUGCAAGGUGUGCAUUUCCAUCUUGAUUCCCUGAAAGUCCAUCUGCUGCAUCGGUCAAGAGAAACUCCACUUGCAUGAAGAUUGCACGCCUGCAGCUUGCAUCUUUGUUGCAAAACUAGCUACAGAAGAGAAGCAAGGCAAAGUCUUUUGUGCUCCCCUCCCCCAUCAAAGGAAAGGGGAAAAUGUCUCAGUCGAAAGGCAGGAAGCGAAACCCUGGCCUUAAAAUUCCAAAAGAAGCAUUUGAACAACCUCAGCCCAGUUCCACGCCACCUCGAGACUUAGACUCUAAAGCUUGCAUUUCUAUUGGAAAUCAGAACUUUGAGGUGAAGGCGGAUGACCUGGAACCUAUAAUGGAACUGGGGCGAGGUGCGUACGGGGUGGUGGAGAAGAUGCGACACGUGCCCAGCGGGCAGAUCAUGGCGGUGAAGCGGAUCCGGGCCACAGUAAAUAGCCAGGAGCAGAAAAGGCUACUGAUGGAUUUGGAUGUUUCCAUGAGGACAGUGGACUGUCCUUUUACCGUCACCUUUUAUGGUGCACUCUUCCGGGAGGGCGAUGUUUGGAUCUGCAUGGAGCUCAUGGAUACGUCGCUAGAUAAAUUCUACAAACAAGUGAUCGAUAAAGGCCAAACAAUUCCAGAGGACAUCUUAGGGAAAAUAGCAGUUUCUAUUGUAAAAGCGUUAGAACACUUACACAGUAAGCUCUCUGUCAUUCAUCGAGACGUCAAGCCUUCCAACGUGCUGAUCAACACUCUGGGCCAAGUAAAGAUGUGCGAUUUUGGAAUCAGUGGCUACCUUGUAGACUCUGUUGCUAAAACUAUUGAUGCAGGAUGCAAACCGUACAUGGCCCCUGAAAGAAUAAACCCAGAGCUCAAUCAGAAGGGAUACAGUGUGAAGUCUGACAUUUGGAGUCUGGGCAUCACAAUGAUUGAGUUGGCGAUCCUUCGGUUUCCCUACGACUCUUGGGGAACCCCCUUCCAGCAGCUCAAACAGGUGGUCGAGGAACCCUCGCCACAACUCCCGGCGGAUAAAUUCUCUGAAGAGUUUGUUGACUUUACCUCACAGUGCUUGAAGAAGAAUUCCAAAGAACGGCCAACAUAUCCAGAACUUAUGCAACAUCCAUUUUUCACCCUACACGAAUCCAAAGCAACAGACGUGGCAUCUUUUGUAAAACUGAUUCUUGGAGACUAAGUACCGUGGACUCAGUCGGUUGGCCCUCCUGUGGAUUGGUGGGUUUACAGGGUGAAGAGGUUCACAAAAGCGCCAAUAGAAACUCAUCUUUGAGAUAAUUUAAUCCUGCCUCUCAGAAGGUUUUUUUUUU
This is a messenger RNA of Neomonachus schauinslandi (Hawaiian monk seal), 1436 nucleotides long. It is a transcript of the gene MAP2K6, whose product is annotated as mitogen-activated protein kinase kinase 6. The coding region runs from base 302 to 1306 and encodes 334 amino acids. The transcript is spliced from 12 exons. Gene Ontology annotation, biological process: MAPK cascade; protein phosphorylation. Gene Ontology annotation, molecular function: ATP binding; MAP kinase kinase activity. The record is from RefSeq and is a predicted model, not a curated record. NCBI's taxonomy places the organism in Eukaryota, Metazoa, Chordata, Mammalia, Carnivora, Phocidae.